Molecule: messenger RNA, 780 nt
Organism: Pongo pygmaeus (Bornean orangutan)
Lineage: Eukaryota; Metazoa; Chordata; Mammalia; Primates; Hominidae
Gene: FKBP2
Product: FKBP prolyl isomerase 2
Exons: 6
Coding region: 250-678 (142 amino acids)
Biological process (GO): protein peptidyl-prolyl isomerization
Cellular component (GO): endoplasmic reticulum
Molecular function (GO): peptidyl-prolyl cis-trans isomerase activity
Source: RefSeq, a predicted model, not a curated record
CGCGCCAGCGGGCGUGUGGCCGCGGGUUUCGCACGGUCCAAUGAGGGAGGGCGGCGUGGCCCGGCCUGGUAGAGACGAGGACGCGCCUGCGCAGAGGCGGCAGCACCACCGGGGUUGACUCCGGGGGCGCGGCGAGGAGGUGAGCGGCGGCCACAGCCCGGGCUGGGGGGAGCCGGGGUGCAAGAGGGCAGGCUGGAUCAGGCCGGGCAGGAGCGGACCGGGCUCCGAGUGUCAACGAGAGCUAGAGACAUGAGGCUGAGCUGGGUCCGGGUCCUGACAGUACUGUCCAUCUGCCUGAGCGCUGUGGCCACGGCCACGGGGGCCGAGGGCAAAAGGAAGCUGCAGAUCGGGGUCAAGAAGCGGGUGGACCACUGUCCCAUCAAAUCGCGCAAAGGGGAUGUGCUGCACAUGCACUACACGGGGAAGCUGGAAGAUGGGACAGAGUUUGACAGCAGCCUGCCCCAGAACCAGCCCUUUGUCUUCUCCCUUGGCACAGGCCAGGUCAUCAAGGGCUGGGACCAGGGGCUGCUGGGGAUGUGUGAGGGGGAAAAGCGCAAGCUGGUGAUCCCAUCGGAGCUGGGGUAUGGAGAGCGGGGAGCUCCCCCAAAGAUUCCAGGCGGUGCAACCCUGGUGUUCGAGGUGGAGCUGCUCAAAAUCGAGCGACGAUCUGAGCUGUAACCAGACUGGGGAGGGGCAGGGGGAGAGGCCCCCAUCAGGGACCAGACUGUUCCAAACAAACAAACAAAAAAAAACACACAAAAAAAACACUUAAAAGUCCAA